CAUGGAAGCACCUGGUAAAGACCUCCACAGUCAGUGAGCAUUGCAUUCGUUCUUUUUUUCACGAUCUUCUUACUUUAAUAUCUGCCACAUUCAACAGAUUUUCACCUAUCUGCCAUCAUAUUUGCACCUCCAACGUCCAGGACCCUUGUAAGUGCAAAUACAUAAUGUUCCUAUUAAGGCUGUUAAUUACUUAUGCUGUGCUUUUGCCAGCUUCAUUGGAAGACAUGGCUGGCCAGCUAGCUAGCUAGCAAGCUUACUUGGGCUAGCGCUAAUGUUAGACGCUCUUCGAUUGAUUGCAAAAUUAGCUACAUUUUGGUGAGAUGGGCAUCUUUUACAGCUAAUUUCACAGUCAGAUGAUAUAUUUUGUGUUUGAAUCUGUAGUUAUGUCAUGAGUUAUGUCAUGUUAUUCACUUGGUUUUAAGUGAUGCAAUCUGGAAUCCAACAUUCCCAGAGCUAACGUUAGCUAGGCAACUGUCAAUUUGCCCAUGGUGUCAGUCUGAGAUGCAAGUACAGUCCCUAACUAAUAUAAUACUAGUAUCUAAUAUACUAAUACCAGAACCAGUAUCUGGGCAGAGGAGACGAUGCAUAUGACGAGUUCAUCAUCUCCUCUGCCCAGAUAUUGGUUCAACUAAUACCUAGCUACCAUAUAGCUAUGUUGUUUAGCUAACUAGUUAACUUCACAUAGACAUAAGGUGAACGUGUUUAACUUCUGUUUCUGGCAAGCUGUUGGCUACUUGGCCAACUAGUUUUUUUGUGCCUUAUUUUAGCAGCUAACUUUAAUUAAUUGGUGCAAAUGUAGGGUAAUUCGACAAAUUGUUGAACUUGUGAACAUAAUCGUUGAGGGAUGUGCACUUCACAGUACAAUGUCAAUGCCACCAUCAGCUGUCAGAUGACAAGUGUCAUUUUUUCUUUUUUCCCCUCGAUGAGCCACUAUUAAACAUGAAUGGUCAGAGUCGCUCCCUUCCUCAAGAAACCAACACUCGACCCCUCUGACAUCAAACUACAGACCGAUCUAUCUGCUGCCUUCGACACCAUGAACCAUCAGAUCCUCCUCUCCACCUUCUCAGAGCUGGGCGUCUCAUAUUGGCAGGUCGCACCUACUAGGUGACGUGGAGAGGAUUUAUGUCUGCACCAGGUCCUCUCACACCAGGGCUCGGUUUUAGGUCCUUUCCUCUUUUCUCUAUCCACCAAGUCACUCGGCUCCUUCAUAUCUUCACAAAUGAUAUCUCUCCGAUCACUGCUAUGCAGAUGACACUCAACUUAUUUUCUCCUUACGCCCUUCUGACACCCAGGUGGCAACACAAAUCUCUACGUGCCUGUCAGACAUCUCAGUUUGGAUGUUGGCCCGCCACCUCAAGCUCAACCUCAACAAGACGGAGCUGCUCUUCCUCCAGGGGAAGGUCUUCCCGCUCCAAGACCUCUCCAUCACAGUUGACAACUCCACGGUGUCCCCCUCCCAGAGCGCCAAGAACCUUGGCGCGACCCUAGAAAACACCUGAUCGUUCUCUGCAAACAUCAAAGUAGUGACUCGCUCAUGUAGGUUCAUGUUACAACAUCCAUAGAGUAUGAACUUUCCUCACACAGGAAGCAUUGUAGGUCCUUAUCCAGACACUUGUCAUCUACCGUCUGGACUACUGCAACUCUUUGUUGGCUGGGCUCCCCGCUUGUGCCAUCAAAUCGUUGCAACUUAUCCAGAAUGCCGCAGCACGCCUGGUAUUCAACAUUCCCAAGUUGUCCCAUCUCACCCCACUCCUCCGCCCAUUCCACUGGCUUCCAGUCGAAGCACGGAUCUACUUCUAGACCUGGUGCUUGCCUACGGAGCAGCAAGAUUCCUUCCACAACUUGUGUGGAGCGACCAGAGAUCACCCAAACCGAUGAGGUUUUACUGAUCCAGUUAAGAUUGUGUUCCCUUUUCCACAUUUGACAAGCGGAAAGAAUGUCGGAAAGGGCCGAUGAUGACGUCAGGGGGGAGCAGCGCAGAGUGGCCAGGCAGCUGAAGCAGCAACAGCAGCAGAUCCAGCGGGGAGAAGGCUCCACAGCAAUGGCGACUGGUGCGGAGCGCAGAUCCAUGCCUAGUCCAGAAAUAAUGUUGGGACAGCCUUGGAGCAGCUGGGUCGAUGCUGCCAAACUCCACGGCAACGACGGUGCCGAAUCAGAGGAAAGUUUGAAAGAGUUCGGGAAAAAUCGAGAAGCCAUGCGACUGUGCAGAGAUGACAUGCCCAUAUUUGGCCAGUGUCCAGCACAGGAUGACUUCUACCUGGUGAUGUGCAGCCACUGCAGUCAGGUGGUGAAGCCCCAGGCCUUCCAAGCACACUACGAGAGAAGACACAGCUCGUCCAGUAAGCCCACCUCCACCUUAGCCCCCUCCACAGCUCUGUCUCGGAGCAGUGGGCCGGUUGGUGGGGGUGUCAGUGGGGGGGCCAUGGGCCGCUCUUCCAGUGGGACCAGCACCUCGUCCAACUCCAAAAUCCUCAAACCAGCCAAAGAGAAGCUACCAGGCAUCCAGCAGAGACCUCACUUCCCUCCCUUCAGGAUGCUCAACGACAAGGUCCUGACCCCUGCGGUCAAAGUGGAGAAGAUGCGUCUGAAGGUGGAUUCGUCAGCCAAGCUGGUGCAGGUUCCCUCGGCCCACUUAUCGUCCUCUUCCUCCAGCAGCACUGUGAGCUCCUCGUCACCCCUGAAGCCAGGCCUUAACUGUCCCUCCAUACCAAAGGCUCCCCUGCUUGCCCCCGGCCAGAUCCCCAACGGCAAGGGCCACGUCUCCCUGGAAAAGAAGCAGGACAACAGCACUAGUAGCAGACAACACCUCUACAAGAGACUGUCAGAACGUGAGUUUAAUCCAGAUAUCCACUGUGGGGUCCUGGAUAUGACAGCUCGGAAGCCAUGCACACGAUCCCUAACAUGCAAGACACAUUCCCUAAGCCAGCGGAGGGCAGUGCUGGGCCGGAGGAAACGCUUCGACACACUGUUGGCAGAGCACAAAAGCAAAGCCCGGGAACGGGAACUGCAGCACCCCCACCCCCUGCAGACCACCCCUCUCAGGGAACCCCAUCCCUCCCCCUCACGGCUCGCCCCCCACCACGACGCCCACCAGGUCGCUCAUGGCAACGGAGCCACCGACGCCACCAAGCCUUUGGCGUUUGGCAAGCCCAAACCUCACAAUCUUGGUCUUCCACGGCUGAACAGCAUUAUCUCUGAUGGAGGUGGGGGUACCCCGGGAGACCCCCACCACGCUACGUCCGCUCCUGACGGGGGCUCCCGCCUGUCCAGUGACGAGGGGGAGAACGAUGAGCGGGAGGAGUGCACAGACAAACUGGACUGUCACUAUUCAGGUUACCACCCACGGCCGGCAGCUUUUUGUACCUUUGGAAGUCAACUGUUUGGGAGAAGCUGCUACUCGUUUGACCGGCGCUGGGAUCGAAUGCGAUGUGCUCUUACCGCCAUGAUGGACAAGCACGUCAACACUCAGAUGUGGAAAAAAAUCCCUUUCGCCUUGGAGAACUCCUCCUCUUCUUCUUCCUCUGCGCCGGCCCACAGGACAACCACAAACUCCUUGUCCUCAUCACACGGUAGCGCCCCUGCUUCGGGCUUCCUCAGCCCCUCCUCUGCGCCCCUUCCACCCCCCUACACUCAGUCCUACGACAGCAAGUCUGUGCUCUCGUACGGGACCACCUUAAACGCCCGUGCCUCCCCCCAGGGCGCGGCCGACCACCCUGCCUACAGCGCAGCACAGGCCAGACAAGUGUCUUCGUCGCCCCAGAUGCCUUCAGCCCACUCCUCGGUCCCCUCCCUGUCCUCAGGACGACCGCUCAAGUCCAGAUCCAGUGGCAAGUCCUUCAGACCCCGGGAGUCCUCCUCCACAGCUGCCAUAACCAACUCCACCAGUGGGGGCAGCAGUGGAGGAAGCAGCAGCAGCAGCCUCAGCUCGGGGAAGAAGAGGAAGAACAGCUCCCUCCCUACAUCGUCUCACGCUACCACCUACUCCUCAGAGUCCUCUUCCUCCUCAAACACCACCUCUUCCUCCUUCAAGAAGAACUGCACAGUUCACAGUGGCAGCUCAGGGAGCACGUACCACCAUGCCUCGCUAGUCUCCUCCUCCUCCUCGUCUCACAGUGGCGUCCACAGUGUGGGACUCAACUGUGGCCCCAACGCCCGGACCAACUCCCUCAGUCUGAAGGCAGAGCCGUCGGGGCCAGCGGGGUUGUCGGGGUCCGGGGUCAGAGGCCCCCCCUCGGGCAGCCCGGCCGAGUCCAUCAAGAGGAUGAGUGUAGUGAUGAACAGCAGUGACUCCACCCUCUCCCUGGGGCCCUUUGUCCACCAGGCCCCAGAGCACCACAGCAGCUUCAGCCAUGCCCACAAUGACGGCCGCCUAGAGGGGAAGAAACGCAAGGGCUCCCCCGCUGUCAGCUCCAUCAACAGUGGAGGAGGUGGUAGUUUAGGGGGCGGUGGCGGGGGGCCGGGCAGGCCCAAAGUGGCCAAGUCUCCAGCCAUCAACAACAUCCACAGCAAACAUGGACGCACAAUCCCAGGAGCCACGGGGCUCACCAACAACUCCCUCAUCCAUCAGCCAAAGGCCCGCCCCUGACAGCGAUGGCUGGGUUCUCUGUAUGGAACCGAGGGGCGGAUGAAGAGGAGGCAAUCUGUGCGCUGCUCUGGACUGCACAAGGCCUUCUAAUACGUUACUCUCAGCUUCCCAAGAUCCUCAGGGUGGAGAUGAUCUGGACAGCCCAGUGACGUCACUGUUAUCGUCUAUAGUGUAACUAUUCCUCCCAAAGCCAUGUAGGAGCGCCGUGUGGAGGUGGCAGGCGUUAACACCCGGAGUGGGUCACACUUGGCCCCCUGUCAGUCAGGGUACAGAGGUAGAUCUUCCUAUGGGGAAGACAGGCUCCUACUCCCUCCUUUUCUCUCCUGUCUGCCCUUUGACCUAUUGUUGAAAUUCCAGAGGUACGGAGGAAGGGAAAAGUGCUGGCACAACAGCCAUGGCACUGCCCACCAACCAUCAUGACGCAGAGCCACUGGGAUUGACUGGAGAGCUCUCAAGCCGCAAUCUGUUGGUUUCCGAUGAGCUCGUGUGUGUGUGUGUGUGUGUGUGUGUGUGUGUGUGUGUGAGACUAGAUUCUACUGGAAAUUCAAAUGUACACCUCCACGCCUGAACUCAGAAGCCUUGGAAGGAGAGGGCAGGAUAAGGAAAAACUGUCAGUUGCAACACUUCGAACACAAUCACAUUGUUGUUUUUUUAAUGCUUCCACUACAUUUUGUCGGUUGGUUUUAAUCAGUGUGACGUGUACAUAACGUCAGGUUAUGUAUAGUAGCCAGAGAUGAACCACAUGAGGAGCAGAUUCAGUCAAUUCUAUAUGAGUUCCAUACAUGACCCAAACAAUUAUGCAAGUGUUACUUUUUUAUGUUUCUUAUGUUUUUCACUGAAUUUAACUACAAAAAUCUGUGUGGAGAAGAAAGUAAAUUGUGCAUGCAUAUGUGAAAAAAGGAUGCCUGAUACGACAAUUUGAUUGAACGGUUGUGAAAGAGGCUUGUCUUGAGGACAAGUGUUAAUUCCUACAAUAUUUUUAUCUUACAAAUGAACAGCUACAGUAGACCUAGCCCUAACUGUGAACAGCACUAAACAAACACAGACCCACUACUUGCUUUAGGACAUUUUAAGUCGGGUUUAUUUUCCCCAAAAGCUAGCCAAAGGCAGCCAUCCAUUUCACCCACCCUAGUCUGUAACCACUACGCCAGCUUUGGCUAUUGGCUAUUAGGAUUUCCAUUCCGGUACCUUCAGUUAUGUCACAAUACAGUUGUCCAUCACACUUGUCCUUCGUCAAAGCACGGAAUCUUAAACUGGCAAUACUUCCCCGUCUGUCUCUGAGAUGAGAUGAUGCUCCAUUGCCCCAUCUGUCUCUGAGUUGAUGCUCCUUGAUAUCGUGUUUUUUUUGGGGGGGGGGGUGAGAUUCAUGGAGAUGGCUUCAGAGUAGGUUACUACUUUUUGUAACUCCUGUAAAUUUCGUAAACUCCACUGAUGUCAGGCAGCGAGCUUAGCUGAGGAGCCGACUAUUUUCUAUCUUACUUUCGCUUUUUCUUGUAUGAAUUGAACAAAUAUCGAAGUAUCCCUAUUUCAGAAUACAUAUUUUAUUAACGAAUUGUACAUAUUGAAAUAUGUAUUUUUGCACAGGCAUUUUCUUACACAAUUUUUUGGGGUACAAUUGAGAUCAUUAUUAUUUAUUAAAUGAAAGAACAAGUUUAAGAACUUAACUUAUUUGAAGUGGUUCACUGCCAAGUCUAUAAUGCAAUAGGCCUAUAACUAGAGGUUGAAGCAUCUCAUGAAUCAUGUACUGGGAUCCUUUAAAACAGGGGUGUCAAACUCAAUAUUGCCCCAAGGGCCGCACUCAACGAGGUGAAUGUAGGUGUAUUAUCAUUUCUACACAGUUUCGAUUUGGUUUUAGUCCUUAAAACAGUGUUCCCCAAAUUCGGCCCGGGGGUAGUUUUAUUUUCAUUGUUGGACAUAAAAGAUAGUAAAACCACCAGGAAAUCAGCUCCAAGGGAUUUUAAUUUUGGAAAUAUGCUCCGAAGUAUUCCCAUACUUAGAGACACCUGAUCCUAUACAAAUAUAAGCAUGGUUUGAAAGUAUUAUGUUUUAGUCAAACAUGAUAUGUUUGGACUUCUUGCGGUCAAUUAGUAAUAUAUAAAUGAUUAUUUUUAUGUAAUUAUGUUCCGGUCCCCUGACCAGCCGCUCAAGAAAAAAUCGGCCCACGGCUGAAUCUAGUCAAUGAUCCUUUGUUUUAAAGUAUAUUGAGUUUGUUUUGUUUUACUCAAAUCACCCACAGGGUGGAUUGGACCCCCCUCAAUGUUUGACACCCCUGCUUUAAAAGGUAGUGUUGCCACGAGCAUGUGUUUGUGUGACAGACAAUACUUUGUUUUUAACUCUCCAAGGUCUCACCUGUGCUUUUUACUAUUUUCAAUAGUUGCCUCUGAAUCAACAAAGAAAUGAUCAUUUUAUUUGACCCAAAUAGCCUGUGAUUCUGAAAUGUCCCGCAGGCUGAAAGCUGUGCCCGUUGUCUAAGCGAUUUCCAUAGAUUCAAUCAUUUACCUUUUUAGACGAAGACCUUGUAACAUUUCAUCAUUUGAAACACUUUCCCUUAAAGCUGAAGGGACUUAAGCAAUCAUUAAAGCAAGGAAGAUGAACCCUUCAAACAGUGAAACUGCUUGCAUCAUUGUUGCCAAACAUAAUUUGAAGCGCAGCGUUUUAAGGAAAUUCUUAGUUUUCAGCUUUCAGAAAUGCUGAAAUAAGAAAGUGCCUGCAUUUGUUUCACACUGACUGUUUAAGGACAGAACUUUUUUCAUUUUAGUUUUACCUUACUUGAAUGUUCAAAGUGUUUUAGGAGCUUGCUUUUAAAAUAUGCCUAUGAACCCUAAAUGUGGUAAAAACCUGAUUAGCUUGUCAGCUAGCUGGUAUGAAGUACGUCGGGCUCUAUUCAAUCCGUAUCGCAGAAGUUCAGUUAUAUCGUGAUUGAAAUUUAAAAACAAUGUUCCCACAUUAGCGGUAAACUCUGCAUGUUUGCCUAGCUACCCAAACUCCUUGCUCCAGGUAACUGCUAUGCCACACCCACAGAUGUUUUGUUUCUUCUCCGCAAUGAUCUGGAUCUGAGUACCUCCCUGACCAUUUCUAGAAUGUAAACAAAAAACUAAACGUGCACCCCUUUGUGUUCUGAGGAUGGGAAACGCUGUUCUAACCGUUCUGGUCCAGAGCCAGAAGACAUGGGUAAUGCAAUGUUUGGAAAUUCAACAUUGGCUUUGAUACUCUAAUUGGGUAGAGAUGAUCCAAUCGCUUUGAUACUCUAAUUGGGUAGAGAUGAUCCAAUCGCUGAGGACUUUUUGUACAACACCAAAUGACUUCAGUGAUGGUAGUCUCAAACUGAAGUAUGUAGCGAAUGAAAUAAUUCAGUUUGAGUCGUCAGUCAAUGCAUGUCAGCUCAAUCGGAGAUGACCUAACAGUAACGCUUCAGCGAUCCACAUUGAAUAGAGCCCGUAGUGUUAACUUUUUUUUUUAUCAACGUUUUCCAGUUGAGACGUCUGAGAUCUUGGUGCAGACCAGGGGGUAUUGAAGCUCCCUGGUCAGUUAUGAAUUGUUUAACAGGUUCAGUAAAGUGUUUUUGUUUACCCUCAACCCCACUCACAACGCUGACCUUGUUUCCAUAUGAUGGAAACUUUGCAAAGCUGUUUUUAUCAAGUACCACAGCCUUGGAAUGUGAAAGUGAGAGAACACAGCUUGCGGGAGGAACAUAUUUUCAGUAGAUAACUCCUAUGUAAGAGCGUGUAUAGUAUUUUGUUUUAGAACAUCAGAAUCAUUUGAUCAGCUGGACUUGUAUUGGCUGCUAUGUAAUUCAUGAACAAACAUGGUAGGUUAGAUUUACUUAAUAUUUAAGAUUGUAUAGUCUUUGUUUUGUAACAUGUUUCUGUAAAUAAAUAAUUUAUACAGCUAUUUAUACAGAAAAAAA
Molecule: messenger RNA, 8492 nt
Organism: Oncorhynchus mykiss (rainbow trout)
Lineage: Eukaryota; Metazoa; Chordata; Actinopteri; Salmoniformes; Salmonidae
Source: RefSeq, a predicted model, not a curated record